This is a messenger RNA of Gamsiella multidivaricata, 1861 nucleotides long. RefSeq lists its product as uncharacterized. Lineage: Eukaryota; Fungi; Mortierellomycota; Mortierellomycetes; Mortierellales; Mortierellaceae. The transcript has a single exon. The record is from RefSeq and is a predicted model, not a curated record. The coding region runs from base 115 to 1803 and encodes 562 amino acids.
GGAACAGACUGACUCCUCGCAGCAAGCUCGCCAAGCGAGCACCCAAAGAGUCAAACACAACAAAGCACACACGACAAAAAAAAUAACUCUUGCAUCUCCGGAAUAAUACUCCCCAUGCCUGCUAAAUCUAAAGUCCCGCCCACGACCACGACGCAAGCACAUCCUGAUCCACCUGCAGGAAACAGCUCCAUAACGAAGGGUUUCCCAGAACAGAAUAAUGCCACAUCCUACGCCUCAACCGUCAUAGCCACUACAACAACGACGCUCGUGGCCCCCGCACCGACUCUUGUUUUCAACAACAGCGGCUCCUCACAAAAUCUCGCCCCAACACUCGAAGCCCCAUUCCCUAUAGCCCUAGUAGCAGGAGGCGCCGGUGGAGGCCUCGUCUUGCUCCUGUCGAUCCUGGUGCUCGUGCUCUGUAUGAGGAAAGAGAAGCGACGACAGAAGCGGGCACAAGAGCAGUAUCUCUUGCCGAGAGACGAGGAAUACAAUGGUGAAAAUCGCAGCAUCUAUAAUGAGAAGCGUGCGCUGCACGUGCGCACGCCUGGUACUAGCGUGAGCGAUGAGCGCGGGCAUAGCCGUCGUGGAUAUGGUAGCGAGAGGGAGUACGAGAAGGCGCUAUCGGUCGCCGACACGGGGUAUGGGAGUAAUGGGAGUGAAUGGGGAGAUGGUCGAGUUGAUGGUCGAGUCGAUGCGGUUUCUGUUGCGAGAUGGCAAGCGCAACAGGGGCAGAUGCAGCGGGUGCAACAACCAAUGCCUCCGCCGGGGGCUGCUCUGAGGCCGGACGGACGUGGAUAUCCGCGUGAACCUGUAAGACACGGUGGUCCGGGUGUGCGAGGAGGAGCUGGGAUGGAUAUGGCAGAGAGUCCAAUGCGUGAACGGCGAACACGUUCUCCAACAGGGUCUCUUCAGAUGCAUUACCACCACCAACGACAGCUUCAACAGCAGCGACAGCAACAGCAGCAUGAUCUUUCGUCACAGUCAUCGCGGUCGUCUCGGUCGCAGCAGGAUCCGGAGUAUGAGAACCAUAAAUGUGAGAUCUUUUCACACCCGCAACCGCAGCCCAAAUCCCGAAACCAGCCUCCGUCUUCGGCACCAAUGUCAGGCAUUCCUCGGCCUAUAGCAAGCACGGCUACCUCCACGAAAAGUCGCCCGACGACGCCUAAUUCGAAUUCUAAAUCAAUGUUGUCGCCUAGGCAUCCUUACCAGGGACAUUCCAGUCAUGCAGCACUGGUGGCAGCAACACCGGUAGAGUUUAUGCCCAAGGACUUACACGGUGCAUCCUCAUCGUCAUUAUCGUCGUCAUCGGCUUCCGGGUCUGCUAUAGGUCUUACGCCGUCGCAACGCCGGCUGCUACAGCAAAAACAACAGCAAGAAGAGAAAGAACCCACUCCGAAGCCGCAUUUACCAAAGCUACGCAAGAACAGCAUUGCACCUUCGAUAUUCUCCGCGACCUCGACCAAGUCCAAGUACCCCUGGAAUGAUACCGAGUCCGUUGGCGGGUACAUUGACCUCAUCCCCAUCAAUACUCCGCGGAUAUCACAGGCGACGUUGAUGUUCCAGAACUAUGUGUCGAAGGGGAAGCAGAGGAAGGUGGAUGAUGAGGAUUAUGACAUUUAUGACCAACUGAACGACGAAAAUGGGGAACUGGAUUAUUAUGGAUCUGGUGAAGGAGGAGCAGGAGGAGCAUUGACGAGGUCGGGGACGAGGAAUACGGCGGUUUCCGGUGGACGGCCGAGCGGGAGUGCGGCGUCGAGGAAGGGGGGCGUGAGGAAUGAUGAUGAUGAGAUCCAGUACCUGUAGACGAUAAAAUAUCCCUUCGCGAAUAAUGUUCAUAGCACACAAAAUAAACCACGCGAAC